Messenger RNA from Endocarpon pusillum Z07020, 633 nucleotides. RefSeq lists its product as uncharacterized. The coding region runs from base 1 to 633 and encodes 210 amino acids. The record is from RefSeq and is a predicted model, not a curated record. Gene Ontology annotation, molecular function: acyltransferase activity, transferring groups other than amino-acyl groups. The transcript has 2 exons. Lineage: Eukaryota; Fungi; Ascomycota; Eurotiomycetes; Verrucariales; Verrucariaceae.
AUGGCGUAUUCUAAAGGUUCAUUGGUUCUAUCCGAAGCAACAAUUGAUGACCUUCCAGUUUUGUCGGCGAUGUUCCCUCGGGCGUACCACAAUACCCCAUUCUAUGCGAAAAUGAUGCCGGAUACUCCGGCUAUUGAAGAGUGGUGGAAAGAGUCACACCGAAAUGCCCUACUUGACCCCAAAACUCGCUUCGCCAAAGUCACUGAUGAAGACACCGCCGAGGUUGUGGCAAUGGUUAGAUGGGUCCUCCCGCGCGACAAUGAAAGCCCACAGCCAGGGCCUGAAAAAGGCAGAUGGCCGGAAUUUCCCGAUGAUGUUGACCGAAGUCUGGCUGAUCCGUUGUUUGAAAGUGUGGCACGAUUUCGCAAGGAAAAUAUGGAAGACAGGAGGCAUUACCGCCUCGAAUUCAUCGCGACAGCCAAAGAGUACAAAGGCCGAGGCGCCGCUUCUCUCAUGAUGCGGUACGGUUGCGACAUGGCCGAUAAUGAUGGACUGGAAAUAUAUGUUGCCGCCAGUAUGGAGGGCUAUCCGGUGUAUCUCAAGUACGGCUUCGUCUUGAAGGGAGAGGAAACUAUGCCAGGUGGAUAUGGGCAUAUACAGCGGCAUUUAGUUCGACCUGCGAGAAAGCACUGA